UAACUUAGGGCUCUGUCCACCAUUUUAUAACUCAACCCCUAUAUUUCCUUUUAAUUCAUUAUUGACCCCAUGGUAGUUUGAUUAUCUCCGCAACACUCUCACUCUUUUUGCUAAAUCGCUUGAAUCCAAUGGAGGAAUCCUUCACGAAUCUCCCCACCAGCCACUUUGUUGGCUCUGUCCCGGCUGUUGUUAGUGAAGAAAAGAAAGCCACUAACAAUGAAGUUCCUGGUGCAAAUUUGCAAAUAUUUCCGCCCAAUAAUGCUGGAAGUGGGGGUCAGGGAUACCAACCUAUAGGCAGCACCAGCGAUGGAGGUGGACAACCAGCAACAAACAACUGGACAGGAGUAUUCAGCAUCUCUUCAUACACACAAUAUUUUAAUGUAGAUACAGACAUUGUGUUAAACAGACUGAUAAGUUCUUUGUAUCCUACGACGGGAGAUUUUGUCAACAAGAUUGAUGCAAACCCAGACCUUUAUGGGCUUGUCUGGAUCUCUACAACAUUGGUGUUUGCGAUUGCCUCUCUUGGAAAUUGUGCCACCUACUUAAUGCACAGACGAAGCGACCACAGUACUUCAUGGACUUUUGAUGUCAACUACUUAAAUGUGGCAGCGGGCUCCAUUUAUGGUUAUGCACUCAUAGUUCCAUUGGGAUAUUACUUUGUGCUUCAGUACUUGGGUUCAAGCGUCAGCCUCAUACGCUUUUGGUGCUUGUGGGGAUAUUCCCUUUUCAUUUUUAUCCUGACUUCUUUUCUGUUGGUUAUUCCAGUUGAGUUUCUACGGUGGACUAUCAUAUUAAUUGCUGGAGCUGCAUCAGCCAGCUUUGUCGGUUUGAACCUCAGAUCUUAUAUACAAAGUAAUGACCUCACAAUUGUGGCUAUCUCGGCAUUUGUGCUGCAAAUGGGUUUGUCAAUCUUCAUCAAGAUGUGGUUCUUUGCUUAGCUUGAUAUGGUACAUGGAAAGGUGCUGUGGUUUUGCUUUUGAAUAUAAAACUGGAGUCACCAACCUGGUUGAUGUUUUGUGUUGAAGGCUUUUUCUACCAUUUAGCUCAUAGUUGUUUGCUGGGUGUUAAUUGUAAGGAGUGCUGAAUGUUCUCAAAUAUCGUAACGGUGGGAACUCUGUAAGGAUGCUGAAUCUGAUUAACAAGAACGUACAGAUAUUACUUGUGUAACAUUUUUGUAAUAUGUAUAACACUAAGAAAUUUUAAAGUUUGCUAUGUUAUGUUUGGAUGGAGAGAUUGAGCUACUGAUUUGAAGUAACUCCAAUGUUAGGUGGA
Molecule: messenger RNA, 1272 nt
Organism: Sesamum indicum (sesame)
Lineage: Eukaryota; Viridiplantae; Streptophyta; Magnoliopsida; Lamiales; Pedaliaceae
Product: Integral membrane Yip1 family protein
Biological process (GO): vesicle-mediated transport
Cellular component (GO): membrane; Golgi apparatus
Molecular function (GO): small GTPase binding
Source: RefSeq, a predicted model, not a curated record